This is a messenger RNA of Insectozyma verbasci, 1776 nucleotides long. NCBI's taxonomy places the organism in Eukaryota, Fungi, Ascomycota, Pichiomycetes, Serinales, Debaryomycetaceae. The record is from the annotation of a GenBank genome assembly.
AUGUCAUUUGUCGGUGGAUCAGAGUGUAGUGUCAAUAAUAACGUUGUUAAUCAAUUUAAUAAACAUGCUCAACAAGAUAGAUCAUUACAGCAACAAUCAGCACAUCAACAUAAUAUUCAACAAAAUGGUGGGUUUAAAAGAGAAAACUUGAUGAAUACAAGAGAUAGACAAAACCUUGAACAAUUUAUGAAUAACUCACCAAAUGAUUCAUUCCAAUUUCAACCUAUGAGACAUGAGUUAAAUUCAAUACAGAAAAGUCAUUCACCUAUCCCUCAGCAACAAAUAAUAAAUCAACAACCUAUAAAUCAACAGCCAAUAUCUAACAAUUUGGGAUGGGCUAAUGAAUUUCAAACAUCAAGUAGUCCUCAACAACAUCAACAACCACAACAUGCUAAUCAACAACAUUAUCAACAAUCUGGAAUCCAACAACAAUAUAUGCCAAGAUUAUCUGCUUAUCGUCCAAUGAUGGGUAUGACUUCAAUGUACUCUCCUAUGUCUCAACAACAACAACAACCACAACAACAUCAAUCAUUAGCAAAAGAAGAAACUCAAGUUGAUUGGGAUAAUCAAUUUAAAGAAAUUGAACAAUUAACUACAGAAACAGAUAAAGUUGAAGAAAUUCAAAGAGAAGGGUCACCAGAAAUUGUCAUUGAUGAUAAAUAUCAAGCUACAUUUCAAGAAGUUUGGGAUGGUUUAAAUUCAGAAGCAUUAGAAAAUGAUUUAAUUGAGCAGCAGUAUGAAGAAUUUAAACAUACUCAAAGAGAUACAUUCCCAGCUGAUAUGAAUCAAUGGGAGCGUGAUUUUGCAAGAUAUGCUUCAACAAGAGCUCAUUUUGGUGAUUAUCAAUUUGAAGAAGCUCAAAAUAAUCAAUUUAUGGAUAUUGAUGAUCCUUAUACUAUUGGCAUACAAUUAAUGGAAAGUGGUGCUAAAUUGUCAGAAGCUGCUUUGGCAUUUGAAGCUGCAAUACAAAAGAAUGAACAACAUAUCGAUGCAUGGUUAAAAUUAGGCGAAGUACAAACACAAAAUGAAAAAGAAAUUGCUGGUAUAAGUGCUUUAGAAAAAUGUUUAGAAUUACAUCCUGAAAAUUCAGAAGCUUUAAUGAAUUUAGCUAUAAGUUAUAUUAAUGAAGGUUAUGAUAAUGCUGCAUUUGCUACUUUAGAAAGAUGGAUAUCUACUAAAUACCCACAGAUUGCAGAAAAGGCAAGAUUAGAAAAUCCAACAAUUACAGAUGAAGAUAGAUUUUCAUUAAAUAAAAGAGUUACUGAAUUAUUUAUGAAUGCCGCACAAUUAUCACCAGAUCAAGCAAAUAUGGAUCCUGACGUUCAAAUGGGUUUAGGUGUUUUAUUCUAUGCAAAUGAAGAUUUUGAUAAAACAAUUGAUUGUUUCAAAGCUGCAUUGUCUAUAAAACCAGACGAUCCUAUAUUAUGGAAUAGAUUAGGUGCUUCGUUAGCAAAUUCAAAUCGAUCAGAGGAAGCUGUUGAAGCAUAUUUCAAAGCUUUACAAUUAAAACCAACAUUUGUAAGAGCUAGAUAUAAUUUAGGUGUUUCAUGUAUAAAUAUAGGAUGUUAUAAAGAGGCCGCUCAACAUUUAUUAAGUGGAUUGAGUUUACAUGAAGUUGAUGGUGUAGAUCAAGAUUCAUCAUUAAAUCAUAAUCAAAGUACAAGUUUAACAGAAACAUUGAAACGCGCAUUUAUAGCACUUUCAAGAAGAGAUUUAGUUGAUAAAGUUAAACCAAAUAUGGAUUUAAAUCAAUUUAGAGGUGAAUUUGAUUUUUAG